Molecule: messenger RNA, 216 nt
Organism: Penicillium macrosclerotiorum
Lineage: Eukaryota; Fungi; Ascomycota; Eurotiomycetes; Eurotiales; Aspergillaceae
Exons: 1
Coding region: 1-216 (71 amino acids)
Source: RefSeq, a predicted model, not a curated record
AUGCUCGAUGUGCCAGGACGGGCCUUGAUGGACCAGGAUUUCCGGGGAACGGGCGAUGUCGGCCGAGAAGAUCCAGUGAAAUCGCAUCAAAUCGAGUGGAGCAACGAGUUUCCCGACGGGAAAGUCGACAGCGCCAAACCGCUAGCCCGAGUCAAGCAUGGUGACUGGUCCACCAGGAUUGCCAGUGGGCUGGGCCAACGGCUCUCUCCAGCGUGA